Messenger RNA from Prionailurus viverrinus (fishing cat), 2002 nucleotides. It is a transcript of the gene SLU7, whose product is annotated as SLU7 homolog, splicing factor. Gene Ontology annotation, cellular component: spliceosomal complex. Gene Ontology annotation, molecular function: pre-mRNA 3'-splice site binding. NCBI's taxonomy places the organism in Eukaryota, Metazoa, Chordata, Mammalia, Carnivora, Felidae. Gene Ontology annotation, biological process: mRNA splicing, via spliceosome. The transcript has 16 exons. Bases 110 to 1870 code for a protein of 586 amino acids. The record is from RefSeq and is a predicted model, not a curated record.
CUGCCGGGAGAGGGCGGGACAACAGGAAGUAAACACUGACGGACUGAUCUCGUCUCUGUCGGGAGCCUUUGGGGUCGGCUGUGGCCGGACUGGAGGGGUCCAGAUAACCAUGUCAGCUGCAGCUGUAGAUGCAGUUAAUGCGGCCCCCCUGUCGGGGUCCAAAGAAAUGAGUCUGGAGGAACCAAAGAAGAUGACCAGAGAGGACUGGAGAAAGAAGAAGGAGUUGGAAGAGCAGCGGAAACUGGGUAAUGCUCCUGCAGAAGUUGAUGAAGAAGGAAAAGACAUCAACCCUCAUAUACCUCAGUAUAUUUCUUCAGUGCCAUGGUAUAUUGAUCCAUCAAAAAGACCUACUUUAAAGCACCAGAGACCACAACCAGAGAAACAGAAGCAAUACAGCUCAUCUGGAGAAUGGUACAAGAGGGGUGUAAAAGAGAAUUCUAUAACUACUAAGUACCGCAAGGGAGCAUGUGAAAAUUGUGGGGCCAUGACACACAAAAAGAAAGACUGCUUUGAGAGACCUAGGCGAGUUGGAGCAAAAUUUACAGGUACUAAUAUAGCUCCAGAUGAGCAUGUCCAGCCCCAGCUGAUGUUUGACUAUGAUGGGAAGAGGGACCGGUGGAAUGGCUACAAUCCAGAGGAACACAUGAAAAUUGUAGAAGAAUACGCCAAAGUUGAUCUGGCAAAACGAACACUGAAAGCCCAGAAACUCCAAGAAGAAUUAGCCUCAGGGAAAUUAGUGGAACAAGCUAAUUCUCCAAAACACCAGUGGGGAGAAGAGGAACCAAAUUCUCAAACGGAAAAAGAUCAUAAUAGUGAAGAUGAGGAUGAAGAUAAAUACGCAGAUGACAUUGACAUGCCUGGACAGAACUUUGACUCUAAGAGGCGGAUUACUGUCCGGAAUCUCAGGAUUCGAGAAGAUAUUGCAAAAUAUUUGCGGAAUUUAGAUCCAAAUUCUGCUUACUAUGAUCCCAAAACUAGAGCGAUGAGAGAGAAUCCCUAUGCCAAUGCAGGAAAGAAUCCAGAUGAAGUGAGCUAUGCAGGGGAUAACUUCGUUAGAUACACAGGAGAUACCAUUUCAAUGGCUCAGACACAGUUGUUUGCUUGGGAAGCCUAUGACAAGGGAUCUGAAGUGCAUCUGCAGGCCGAUCCUACAAAACUAGAGCUGUUGUACAAGUCCUUCAAAGUCAAAAAAGAAGACUUCAAGGAACAGCAGAAAGAAAGCAUCCUGGAAAAGUAUGGUGGCCAAGAACAUUUGGAUGCCCCUCCAGCUGAAUUGCUUUUAGCUCAGACUGAAGACUAUGUGGAGUACUCAAGACAUGGGACAGUCAUCAAAGGACAGGAGAGGGCUGUCGCCUGCUCUAAGUAUGAGGAGGAUGUGAAGAUCCACAAUCACACACAUAUCUGGGGAUCUUACUGGAAAGAAGGCCGAUGGGGAUACAAAUGCUGUCACUCCUUUUUCAAGUAUUCCUAUUGCACUGGAGAAGCUGGGAAGGAGAUUGCUAAUUCAGAGGAAUGUAUUAUAAAUGAUAUAACUGGAGAAGAAUCUGUAAAAAAACCUCAAACGCUCAUGGAGAUGCAUCAGGAAAAACUAAAAGAAGAUAAAAAGAAGAAAAAGAAGAAGAAGAAGAAGCAUCGAAAGAGCAGUUCAGAUAGUGAUGAUGAAGAAAAGAAACAUGAAAAAUUGAAAAAGGCCCUGAAUGCAGAGGAAGCCCGCCUUCUUCACGUCAAGGAGAUUAUGCAGAUUGAUGAGAGGAAGCGGCCUUACAAUAGCAUAUAUGAAACUCGGGAACCCACUGAAGAGGAAAUGGAGGCCUAUAGAAUGAAACGUCAGAGGCCGGAUGACCCCAUGGCCUCCUUCCUUGGACAGUAGUAGCUAGUUAUAGACUGUCACCCAAGAUAGACACAUAGAUACAUUCUUUUCAGCUUCUUGCUGAUAAUUGUAGGUGGAAAACCCCUUGACUACUCUUUUUGCUGCCUGACUUUAAUAAAGCUUCCAGAAGUC